AUGAAGAGCCUCUCCUUCGGCGGGCGCGUGGGUCGAGUGUGGCGCGCGUAUGAGCGCCAGCUCGCGCGGCGACCCGUGUUGACGAACGCGGCGACCACCGCGGCGAUCUGGGCCGCGGGCGAGCUGCUCUCGCAGACGAUCUCCGGCGAGAAGACCGUGAAGAAGGCACAGGUGCUGUCCUCCGCCGCGUACGGAGGCGCCGUCAUCGGUCCUCUUGGGCACGUGUGGUACCUCUGGCUCGACCGGGCUUGCACGGCGCGGCUCGCUCCAGGGACGAUCCCGUUCGUCGCCGCCAAGGUGGCGCUCGACGCGUUCGCGUUCGGUCCCGUGCACGUGGCCGGGUUCUUCGCGUACAGUGAGCUUGUCGCCGGUGGGAACCUGGGCACGAUUGCGCGGCGGCUGAAGCAGGACUUCGCUCCGACGUUCGUCGCCGAGCUCGCGUUCUGGCCGGGGUUCCAGGCCCUGAACUUCCUCCUGGUCCCGCCGCACCACCAGCUGCUGGCGGUGAAUGUUGCGUCGCUGGCGGAGUGCACCUUCCUGUGCUGGGCCCGCGGGCAGGACGACUGGCUGGCGGCCGCCAUGGACGCGCUCAACAUGAGCAAAGCUGAGCCGAAGCCGCAGCGGACGACCGUGUGA
This is a messenger RNA of Pedinophyceae sp. YPF-701, 636 nucleotides long. Lineage: Eukaryota; Viridiplantae; Chlorophyta; Pedinophyceae. The record is from the annotation of a GenBank genome assembly.